Molecule: messenger RNA, 351 nt
Organism: Oppiella nova
Lineage: Eukaryota; Metazoa; Arthropoda; Arachnida; Sarcoptiformes; Oppiidae
Source: the annotation of a GenBank genome assembly
UUUGGUGGCGCCCAACAGAAUAUUCUCAAUUUCAAUAAUCUGCAGAAUACCAAAGAUCUCUAUUCGGGGGAAAUAAUAACACUUCGAUUCGUCCCGAAGUCACUGUUGAGACUGUGUUUGGACGCAUCGGUUCUCAAUUCGCAGUCAUUGCAAAAGCAAUGGAAAUAUUUGCCAAAACAUAUCAAAAGGCUUUUGGAUCUGAGAAAGCAAACACUUUUGACAAACUCAGCCGGAUCUUAAUUACUCUCAAACUAAAUUUUCUACUGAUUUACUUUUGUUUAUUAUUUGCUAAACAAUAUAAAGUAAUUGUCAGAACUGUCCGAUGUAUUGGAAUUAAAAAGGAAGUAGGUC